CUGGCAUUCGGGUUUCGGGAUAUGGAAGUAGAAGCAAGCAGCAGCAAGAGAAAAAGCGACGCGAGCAAGCAGCGUUUAAUAGCCGAGAGUGGCGGCCGUUGCAUGAGCACGCAGGCCAUGCAAUCGCUUUACGACUUCCGACAGAACAAUCUGCUCUGCGACGCGGUCUUGCGGCUGGAGGACGGCGGGGUCUUCCCGAUUCACCGGGCCAUACUCUCAGCGUGCAGCACAUACUUCAGGGCUCUGUUCACGACAACGUUGCACUCCCGUGAGAAGACCGACGUUCUCCUGCCGGGCGUCACGAGCCCAAUGAUGACUCUCCUGCUGGAGUACGCGUAUCUGCGCUCGAUCGACAUAAAUCGCGAAAACGUGUGCGAUCUGUUGACCAGCGCGGAUUACCUGAACAUCCUGGGCGUGCUUGAUCUGUGCUGCGACUAUCUGCGAGACAACCUGGCGCCGGAGAAUUGCAUCGGCAUGAUGAGAUUCGCCCGUCAGUACUUUUGCAAGAAGCUGGAGGACGACGCUUACCGCUUCAUCGUGGGGCACUUUGUCGAGGUGCAAUUUCAACGAGAGAGAGAGAGAGAGAGAGAGAGAGAGAGAGAGAGAGAGAGAGAGCUGCACUCGCAUGCUCGUGACGCUCUCGUGAUGGAGGACGACGCUCCAAUCUCUCCUUCUCUCCGAUUUGCGCCUCAGGUGUCUCAGAGAAACGAGGAGAUCCUGCAUUUGCCGAUCGAGGAGCUGCGAUCCUUGGUCGGUGCGAACGAAUUGAACGUGAAGAGCGAGCAGACGGUCUGGGAGCUGGUGCUGAGAUGGAUAAAUCACGAGCCGGAGUCCAGGAAGGAGCACAUAGUCGACCUCAUGCGGAACAUUCGGCUCGGUCUGCUGGACACGCAGUUCUUCUUGGAAAACGUCAAGGAUCAUCCGUACGUCGUGGGCAACGACGCGUGCAGGCCGAUCAUCAUCGAGACUCUCAAGUUCCUCUACGACCUCGAGAUGAUCACGCAGAAAGACGGGGAGGUGCCGACGCCGGAGAUCGCGCGACCCCGAGUCCCGCACGAGAUUCUCUUCGCCAUCGGUGGCUGGAGCGGCGGCUCACCGACCAACUACAUCGAGACGUACGACACCAGGGCGGAUCGCUGGAUCCCGAUCGACGAAACAGAUCCGACCGGGCCACGAGCUUAUCACGGACUCGCGGUGGUUGGUUUCGACAUCUACGUGAUCGGAGGCUUCGACGGCGUCGAUUACUUCAACAGUUGCCGUUGCUUCAACGCGGUGACCAAGCUGUGGCGAGAGGUCGCUCCUAUGAACGCCAGAAGAUGCUACGUUAGCGUGGCGGUCUUGAACGAUCUGGUUUACGCGAUGGGAGGCUACGACGGGCACAAUCGGCAAAAUACGGCGGAACGUUACAAUUACAAGACGAAUCAGUGGUCCCUCGUCGCGCCGAUGAACGUACAGAGAUCUGACGCAAGCGCCACUACUUUGAACGACAAAAUAUAUAUUACGGGUGGCUUUAACGGACACGACUGCAUGAAUACGGCCGAGGUGUACGAUCCAAACACCAAUCAGUGGACGAUGAUAAGCGCGAUGAGGUAUCGCAGGAGCGGUGUGUCGUGCAUAUCUUAUCACGGCUGCGUUUACGUUAUCGGAGGCUUCAACGGGAUAUCGAGGAUGUGCAGCGGCGAAAAGUACAGGCCUUCCACAAACAGCUGGAGUCACAUCCCCGAUAUGUACAAUCCGCGCAGCAACUUUGCCAUCGAAGUCAUCGACGACAUGAUCUUCGCCAUCGGCGGCUUCAACGGCGUCACUACGACGUAUCAGGUGGAGUGCUACGAUGAGAAAACGAACGAAUGGUAUGAGGCGACAGACAUGAAUAUAUGCAGAUCGGCAUUGUCGGCCUGCGUGAUUAUGGGUCUGCCGAACGUUUACGACUACAUACACAAGCAUCGCGAGCGGCUGAUGGAGGAGAAACGCCAAAAAUUGCUGGCUCAUGACGUGCGCCGAGGUCAGCAGCAGCAGCAGCAGCAGCAGCAACAGCAACAGCAACAGCAACAGCAGCAGCAGCAGCAGGAGCGAACGCGACAAAAUUUGCAGCUCAGCCCAAUCGUGCCGGCACCACCGCCUCUGCCGUGGACAAAUGUGAACGAUAAUAACAACAAUCGACGGCUUUAAACGCCCGGCCGAGUCGUCACUCUCUAAAUCGACCGUGUCACACAUCUGCGCCCGUCUAAUUGGCUCCAUGCAAAUUUAAGGAUUACUGACAGAGACCUAGCGAGAAUGACGACCCUGGGAAAGAGAAGAAUGAAAGAAAUUCAUUCCGGGGACUGUUGUCAGCCGCAAAACGUCACGCUCUCA
Messenger RNA from Harpegnathos saltator (Jerdon's jumping ant), 2352 nucleotides. It is a transcript of the gene klhl10, whose product is annotated as kelch-like protein 10. Gene Ontology annotation, molecular function: protein binding. The transcript has 7 exons. The record is from RefSeq and is a predicted model, not a curated record. The coding region runs from base 22 to 2169 and encodes 715 amino acids. Lineage: Eukaryota; Metazoa; Arthropoda; Insecta; Hymenoptera; Formicidae.